Polychytrium aggregatum is the source of this 867-nucleotide messenger RNA. RefSeq lists its product as uncharacterized. The transcript is spliced from 3 exons. The record is from RefSeq and is a predicted model, not a curated record. Gene Ontology annotation, biological process: protein polyubiquitination. Lineage: Eukaryota; Fungi; Chytridiomycota; Chytridiomycetes; Polychytriales. The coding region runs from base 1 to 867 and encodes 288 amino acids. Gene Ontology annotation, molecular function: ubiquitin protein ligase activity.
AUGUUCGUCUACGACGAAGAGACGCGGUUCUGUUGGUUCAAUCGGGCUUCGCUUGAGCCCGAGCAACAGUUUGAGCUUGUCGGCACCAUCAUCGGCCUGGCUAUCUAUAACGGUGUGAUCCUGAACGUGUCCUUCCCGUCGGUGCUGUACAAGAAGAUCCUUAACGAGCCAAUCACGCUGGAGGAUAUGAAGAGCUCGUUCCCGUCCCUGGGCCGUGGCCUGCAGCAGCUCCUCGACUGGGAUGACGGCGAUGUCGGCGACAUUUUCAUGCGUACCUUUGAGAUCUCAUACGAGGUCUACGGACAGGUCAAGUCGUUUCCCCUGGUUGCAGGCGGCGAUAACAUCCUUGUGACGAACGAGAACCGUUUCCAAUACGUCGAGUUGUACAUCCAGCACUAUCUGUUUGAAAGCGUCAAGCGGCCGUUCCAGAGCUUCAAGCGCGGCUUGGAUCGGGUUGUCGGCGGUGAUGCGCUAUUGAUGUGUCGAAGCGAAGAGCUGGAGCUGCUAGUAUGCGGUAUCGAAACUGGCGAGCUCGAGUUUGGCGAGCUUGAGAAGGGAGCCGAAUACGAUGAUGGAUAUGGCCCCGACCACCAGGUGAUCAAAUGGUUCUGGUCGAUUGUCCACAACAUGUCAAUCGAGCGCAAGAAGAUGCUGCUCAACUUUGUGACAGCCUCGGAUCGAGUGCCGCUGAAGGGACUUGGACAACUGACUUUUGUGAUCCAACGAAACGGUCCCGACAGCGAGAGACUGCCAACGGCCCUGACGUGCUUUGGCCGCCUGCUGCUUCCCGAAUACUCGUCGGCCGAAAAACUUGAGAACCGGCUCAUCACCGCGAUAGAAAAUGCAAAAGGAUUCGGGCUCGUAUAG